GCUAUCUCCUCUCUCGACUCUCUUUCUCAGUUUCUCGUCAUUCUCUCACACGAGCUGAAGCUCUCGUCAGCUUGUCUCAUCUCCGAUCUCUCACCUCUCGUCUCCAGUCUGUCAAGCUCUCGUCAGGUCAAGCUCUCCCUUCACUGCGCUCGCUUCGCCGGCGGCAGAAGCAGACGGAACCACAUCUGGUCCCUCGGGUGGUGGUGGUGGUCGUCUUGUUGCUUCUCACGGUCUCUGUCUCGCACCUGGUCUCGAUCUCUCCCUUCCCUGCGCUCUUCGUCGCCGGUAGCAGAGGCAACAGAUCCCGGUAGGCUGGUCUUCGUUGUCGUCUUCUUGCUUCGAGCCUUGCCGUCAGCUUCUCCUUCGCCAUCAGCUUCCUUCGCGCAACCCGAUUUGGUCAACCAGGUGAAUUAGCAACCCACCGGUUGAACCAGUAACCCAGUCAUAUGAACGGAUCAAUUACCGGUUCGGUUUGGAUAACUAUGUUAACGAGAGUUGUCAACAGUAGCUCCCAGUGGUACUGAAACUCGUACUGUGAUCGGAAUCAGGAAACCCUAAAUUGAGUCAUUAGCAUGCAGCAGGAAGGAGGAUCCGACACGGAAGUGACAUGGGAGGACCAGCAGAACAUCAAUAAGUUCGGAAGAUUGAACAAUCGCUUUCAUGAGCUCGAGGAUGAGAUCAAAAUUGCCAAGGAAACAAAUGAUAAUUUGGAAGAUGCGAGCAAUGAGUUGAUUCUCACAGAUGAAGAUGUGGUUCGGUUUCAAAUAGGUGAGGUCUUUGCACAUGUGCCAAAGGAUGAAGUCGAGAAUAGAAUAGAAAACAUGAAAGAGGUGACAAGCCAGAAACUGACAAAGCUUGACGAGGAGAAACAAUCUGUGGUUGCUCAGAUGGCUGAACUGAAGAAGAUUUUGUAUGGGAAGUUCAAGGACUCGAUCAAUCUCGAGGAGGAUUAGUAGCCUUCUUGUUUAUAGGUCUUUUGGGGUUGAUUUGAACUCUAUUGGACUUUGAGAAUUUUUCAAUCAGAUUGUCCCAUGUUUUAUUUCAUUUCAUGUUUAGAGUAUUUUCUUGCUUGAACUCUAUUGGAAAUGGACCUCUUUUUCUACAUGUCUUUGGUUUCA
Molecule: messenger RNA, 1118 nt
Organism: Arachis ipaensis
Lineage: Eukaryota; Viridiplantae; Streptophyta; Magnoliopsida; Fabales; Fabaceae
Product: putative prefoldin subunit 4
Biological process (GO): protein folding
Cellular component (GO): prefoldin complex; cytoplasm
Source: RefSeq, a predicted model, not a curated record